Molecule: messenger RNA, 2170 nt
Organism: Styela clava
Lineage: Eukaryota; Metazoa; Chordata; Ascidiacea; Stolidobranchia; Styelidae
Product: sodium-dependent phosphate transport protein 2B-like
Biological process (GO): sodium-dependent phosphate transport
Cellular component (GO): apical plasma membrane; vesicle; brush border
Molecular function (GO): sodium:phosphate symporter activity
Source: RefSeq, a predicted model, not a curated record
GCGAUCUCCAUUCCAGUAUCGGUAACGGUUGAUGCUAGAUAUUCAGAAAGGCGCCCUGUCAGUUUUUGAUUUUACGGUCGCUCAUUUUUCUGUUGUUUAAAAUGGCAACCAAUAAAAUGAUUGAAGCUGAGGAAUUGAAUGCUCAAAACAGUAACAUUGAUAUGACGAAUGAAGAGUUGAGAAAAAAAUUAGAAGAGGAUGCUUGGGCAAUUGUUAUUGAUGACUGUGAUGACGAUGACGUCGAAAAGUUUAGCGAUAUGUCAGGAAAGCACAAGAUUCUCCAUAUUAUGAAAAUAAUCGGGAAGAUAUUUGGAGUGUUAGCUACGUUAUACAUUUUUGUUUGCUCUUUGAGUCUCAUGAGUUCGGCGUUUCAAAUACUUGGUGGAAAAACUGGAGGCCAGCUUUUCAACAAUGAAUAUCUGAGUAACCCGAUAACUGGUCUCAUCAUUGGAAUUUUGGUGACCGUAUUAGUUCAAAGUUCUUCAACAUCGACUUCCAUCAUUAUAACUAUGGUUGGGGCCGGAAUUUUGAACGUUCACGAGGCAAUUCCAAUCAUAAUGGGAUCAAACAUAGGAACGUCGGUUACAAACACCAUUGUUUCCUUGACACAAUCGAUGGAUCGAGAUCAAUUUCGAAAGUCAUUCGGUGGUGCAACUGUUCACGACAUGUUCAAUUUUCUGAGCGUAAUAAUACUUUUGCCUUUGGAAGUACUAACCGGCUAUUUGGAAAAAACAACAGAAGCAAUCGUUUCAAGCUCUAAUUUAAACUCUGCUGGUGGUGAAGGACCUCCCGAUAUGUUAGAUGUAAUCACAGACCCACUAACCGAACACGUUAUACAAGUCAACAAGACUAUCAUCGGCUUGAUCGCGUUAGAAGUUCCAUUGGAAGCAGACGCUUCAAUGAUAAAGGUGUGGUGUGAACAACAUGACGCGACUAUUAACGUAACGUACUCAGGAAACAGCACCCAAUGUAAUUUUACUGCGACAGAUUGCAACGUGGAAGAAACAGUACUAGUUGGAGUAGAAAAAUGCAACGUACACGACUUCAUUUUCGCCAAUACUGGGAUGACUGAUCCAGCUGUCGGGGGAAUUAUUCUGAUUUUAUCUUUAUUUGUUCUCUGCGCAUGCCUCGUCAUGAUGGUGAAAUUAUUGAGUUCUAUGCUAAAAGGAAGUGUCGCGCGUGUGAUAAAGAAAGUUCUCAAUACAAAUUUCCCGUACCCAUUCGGAUGGAUAUCUGGCUAUCUUGCUAUCCUCUCUGGAGCUAUUCUUACUUUCGUGGUGCAGAGCAGUACUGUUUUCACCUCAACAAUGACUCCGUUAGUUGGACUUGGCGUCAUCAGCCUUAAGCGUAUGUACCCGUUGACACUUGGUGCAAACAUUGGCACCACAGCAACUGGAAUCCUUGCCGCAUUUGCCACAGAAAGCGACGCUGGAAUGAUUUACGCAUUACAACUUUCUCUUUGUCAUUUCUUUUUUAAUAUAUCCGGGAUUUUAAUAUGGUAUCCAAUUCCGAUAAUGCGAAGAGUCCCUCUGCGAGCAGCCAGAUUCAUGGGAAACACGACUGCCGAGUAUAAAUGGUUCGCAGUGCUCUAUCUUAUCUUUGCCUUUUUUCUUAUUCCAGGAGUAAUUCUAGGCCUUUCCUUCGCAGGGAUUUGGAUCAUGGGGGGGUUUCUUAUAUUGGUGGCAGUUAUUGUAAUAUGUGUUAUUAUUCUCAAUGUGUUGCAAUCACGUAAGCCAGAAUGGCUUCCGGAGUCAAUGCAGACGUGGGAGUUCCUCCCAGCGCCCUUGCGAUCAUUGCAACCAUACGACAAAGUGUUUUCUAAAUUUUUGCUUUGUUGCAAAUGUUGCAACGAAGAAGAAGCAGAAGAACAAGAUCCACCUUCAUAUGAUAGUUCCAUGGAAAACAUCUCUGUUAUAGAUGUGGACUAUGAAAAAUCAAUUAUCAAUUCGAGUGGUGCUACUCCGAUACUUUCAGAAAAGCAAGGCUUUUCGGAUCAUUUAUAUAUUCUUGAAAACUUAGGGAACGAAAACCCAGCAUACAACUCUGAUGACACCACCACACAGUUAUAAACAAAAUUAAUUUGACGUUUCUACAUGUUUUAUUUUAUGUAUAGUGUAUUAUGCAAUAAUAUAUUUUUUAUUAAAUUACAAUUUUCUUUGAGCUUUCUCCA